AUGGAACAUCUGGGGACCACACCUCUUGUCCCCAACAAAGACGGGCGGACACCGCUUCAUGAGGCAGCUAUGAAAGGCCAUGAAGAUAUGAUGAUAAAAUUAUUGGAACACAAAAUCUUCCUCGACCACGGAAACAUUGACAAAGUAGAUUGUCAAAACCGAACAGCUCUACACUGGGCAGCUCGAGGAGGCCACUGGAACAUCGUCGAGCUGCUGAUCGCAAAGGGCGCCAGUAUCAAAAUAUUCUCUACUGAUGGAGAAUCUGCGCUGAAUUUAGCUGCAAACGCUGAUGACGGGAGAAUUUUGGGGGUGCUGUUUCGUGCGUGGGCCGCGCAAGGAGGCGACGAAGGAAUUGUUCGAGCGUUCAUUGACCAUGGUGAAACUCAAAUUGACACCAAGGAUAGCAAUAAGCGGACACUGCUGUCUUAUGCAUCCGAAAAAGGGCAUGACAACAUCGUUAAGCUUCUGAUUGAAGAAGGAGCUGAUAUUGAGGUAAAGGAUAUAGAUGACCAGACGCCGCUGUCCUGGGCGGUUAGGCAUGGGUAUGAAGGUGUUGUGAAGCUGCUAGCUGAGAAAGGCGCUGAUCUUGAAGCAAAGGAUGAAGAAUAUGGCCAGACGCCGCUAUUUUGGGCGGCUGAGAAUGGGCGUGAGGGUGUUAUUAAGCUGCUGGUUGAGAAAGGCACUGAUAUUGAGGCAAAGAAUAAAGAAUAUGGCCAGACGCCGCUAUCUAGGGCGGCUGCGAGAGGGCAUGAGGGCGUUGUUAAGCUGCUGGUUGAGAACGGCGCUGAUAUUGAGGCAAAGGAUAAAGAAUAUGGCCAGACGCCGCUAUUAUGGGCGGCUGAGAAUGGGCGUGAGGGUGUUGUUAAGCUGCUGGUUGAGAAAGGCGCUGAUAUUGAGGCAAAGGAUAAAGGAUAUGGCCAGACGCCGCUAUUAUGGGCGGCUAAGAAUGGGCAUGAGGGCGUUGUUAAGCUGCUGGUUGAGAAAGGCGCUAAUAUUGAGGUAAAGGAUCAAGAUGACCAGACGCCGCUAUUUUGGGCGGCUAAGAAUGGGCGUGAGGGCGUUAUUAAGCUGCUGGUUGAGAAAGGCGCUGAUAUUGAGGCAAAGGAUAAUAAAGGCCGGACGCCGCUGUCAGCAGCUGCUAGAAGGGGAAAUGGACACAUUGUCAAGCUGCUGCAUCACAAAAUCUGA
This is a messenger RNA of Trichoderma gamsii, 1188 nucleotides long. RefSeq lists its product as hypothetical. The record is from RefSeq and is a predicted model, not a curated record. NCBI's taxonomy places the organism in Eukaryota, Fungi, Ascomycota, Sordariomycetes, Hypocreales, Hypocreaceae. Gene Ontology annotation, molecular function: protein binding. Gene Ontology annotation, cellular component: cytoplasm; nucleus. The transcript has a single exon. The coding region runs from base 1 to 1188 and encodes 395 amino acids.